Messenger RNA from Harpegnathos saltator (Jerdon's jumping ant), 5407 nucleotides. RefSeq names its product Stork-head domain-containing protein knockout (gene knockout). The coding region runs from base 1464 to 4367 and encodes 967 amino acids. The transcript has 8 exons. The record is from RefSeq and is a predicted model, not a curated record. Gene Ontology annotation, cellular component: nucleus; cytoplasm. NCBI's taxonomy places the organism in Eukaryota, Metazoa, Arthropoda, Insecta, Hymenoptera, Formicidae. Gene Ontology annotation, molecular function: RNA polymerase II transcription regulatory region sequence-specific DNA binding. Gene Ontology annotation, biological process: regulation of transcription by RNA polymerase II.
CGAGCUGUCGACGUCGCUUGCGGAAUCGCGACAGAAAUGGCACGAGGCUUCCGCGGGUGUCUCCUCUCCCGAUCAUCGGGGAGGAAUGCACACCACCCGUCUAUGGCUCACCCACGGGAGACGGACAUCUUACGAGCCGAUAAUGACACAAUCACACCCACUUGUCAUUAUUUCUCACGCGAACGCGCGAGGAUUGUUCGCGAGCUUGUUUGCGCACGACAGUCGCGGACGUAUCUUCUAUUUCGUCUUCGUCGUCGUCGUCGUCGUCGUCGUCAUCCUCCUCCUCCUCCGCGGCCUUGCGGCACGCGUCCAACACAGAAGCACAGAAAACGCAGCGGACAGACACGCGAUUCUGCGUCGCCCUCCGCGGCGCGGCGCGGCGCGCGAUUCCGUGAAAUUCCAAACGCGAAAUUCUUUUAUCUGCCUGCGGCCAUCUCACGCGUUUCCACGAUCGCUCGGAACGACUUUCGUGAUACUGAAGACGCAGCUAACAGCAACGUAUAGACAACAAUUAGACAUGCCAGUUCUCUAAGCUCUGCGCGCUCCGAAAUCGCGUGCGCUAUUAAGGACGAGCAGGAUCUGCCAUUACGAGAGGAGAAAUUUCGCGCUCGCGCGUUUUCGCGAUCGCCGUAAAUGUCAACUCGGCCGUCGUGGCGACGCGGACGCUGACGAUCGCCGCCAGCAUGUCGCCGAAAGGAGCAAGGACCGGCGACGAAAAAAAUCCCGGAAGGAGAGAAGGAGAGAAAAAAGUCGGAGUUGGCGCGUAGCCCGGCGGGCGUGUGUUGCUUACGUCUAAUUCGCGCCGCAGUAACGAACUUGCUGAAUUCGCACGGCAACUUGCAAUUUAGCGACUUUCUCGGUGCGUCAUUACCAGUGAUCGUGCGUAGCUGGGAACACGCGCUUACUUGCAAUCUCGUGUCCGGGCAAAACGCGCUAUCGCUUCGUCUCGUCUCGUCUCGUUUCGUUUGUGCGCGUGGAAAGUACGAGUUGCAAUCCUGGGCCCUCCUCCCGCGUUACAAAGGACACUGGUCGAUGGCGAAGACUUUCGAGCGUCGUGCUGCGUCUUGACGAGAAGGAAUUCCUAUUAUGUGCAUCAUAUUAUGUGCAUAUGCAACGUUAAUAAUUGCACGCAUGGCGUAAGCCACUCGAUCGUUCAACCGGGUUAACGUUUCGGUCUUACGGAGGAGUCGGCACGACCGAGAAACUAGGACGAUUCGGCAGGAACAAGGCUUGUCCGUCAUCGCUGAAUACACAGUGUGCACUCUCGGGACUUGGAAAGAGACGGGUGUACACUGCGACACUUGAGACUCGCUGGAGAACAGGCGAGAGGAGACUUGGCGCAAGAUAGCGCAGCGGAAGACAAACCUCGAGUUCCCAACUCGCGCGAGUUCUUCACGGACAAAGUCGAGCAUUUCGUGAUGCCACCGCCGUGUCGUCGGCUUCGUUAGCGACGGGCCUUCGCAAUGGCCUCGAUCUUAGGAGACGGAACAGGCCCCGGUGGCCCGGGGCCUUCCAGAUGCCUCUUGCUGCUGCAGAGGUCUUUGGCGAUUCAGCUGACCAGGGGCCCGCCGUCUCACGUCACGAGUCCCGGUCAACGAGACGCUCCGAAGGAACAUCCAGCCGACGAGAUGUGGAUGUACGAUAAGGGUUACAAUCUGUUUCAGAGCUUCUUGGAAGCGAAUUCCAAGUGCUGGUGGAACGCGGCUCUGGUGGACGCGACUCGGCAGCUCAGGUACAAGGGCCACGUGUCACCGGGCGUGUUGAUGGUUAGCGGACCGCCCUGCGCCCUCGAGGUCUUGAGGGCGGCAUGGGCGCGAAACGUUUUACGACCACCCGCGGACCACUCGAUCACCUGUCUCGGCGAUAUAGAGGACUGCUUGGUCGCUCCGGUUUCCCAAGGCCAGUUCACGCCGCUGCCAGAAGCUCUGUGCUGGGCCAUUCUGGAGCUGACGUCGCAGAGGCAAGCUGCGACCUUGGAUACCCUGAGAUCAGCCCUGAGGAACGCCUUCCCAGCCAUGCAGAGACCCAGCCGCGAGCUCGUUUACGACGCGCUGGCGAAGCUCAUGCAAGAACGAAAGAUCUAUCACACGUCUCAGGGCUACUUUGUCGUAACGCCCGAGACCAAGAGGCUCAGACGCGACUCCGGUAGCUCCAGGCGGUGUUCCAGGGACGUGAAUGGGUCCAGGGGUCAGGGCAGCAUGCUGAUGAGUAACGACGAAGCGGUGGCUCUGGUGCACGGCGAGAUGCUCACUCUGAGGGACGGCGAUGUUACGCAUCAGGCUGUACAGACAAACCUGGCGGACGUUAUUUGCGGAGGAAAUCCCAACGACAAAGUCCUGUUCGCCAGGUGUCGGUCGAUGCCAGGCCGUCUCGAGAGGCGACACUCUCUGCGGCUUUGGGGAUCGGCCAGGCGUUUGCACAGAAGCGGAAGUUCGCGGUCUCUGCCACGAAGACCCGAAAGAAGCGACACGUCGUCCAGCGCGGAGUACGCCAGCACGGACAGCGCGCCUCACAGUCCAACUAGCUUUUCUGGGAUUUUUUCAGAGAAGAUAGGCCUGCUCUCCAGGCUCUUUCGGCGAAGCACACGGAGGAAGGGCGCACCGUUAAUGGGCACUUUCAGUGCUCAGUAUCCCCCCACCGAAUGGUUUAAUCCGCGCGUCGUGCAUUUGCAUAGCGUUGCCACGCAAACAAGGGCCGCCAGUCCUUCGAUGAUGGAGGGUUUAGACCAGUCGCAGGCCAGUUUCCAAGUGUGGGACGACUCGAGUUCCAUGCGAUCGGCCACUUUGCCGAGGCGACAUCGGCGUCAAGCCAGCGGUGAUUCCUCGAGCUUGUUGGCCAACUCGACGCCAAGGAGCUCCCGAAGGCAUCGGUCGCCGUGUUCUACCCUGCCGAGGUCCAAGUGCUCCAGCCUGAGCAGAUGUACAUCCAGAGCCUCCGUUCUGCCGCCCAGCACCACCAACCAGGAGACGUACCAAGCGCGUAAUCAAGUGCAAAACGACAAGAACUCGACAAACUCAUCGCCCAGCAGAAGCGGCGGCAGCUCUGGCUCGGUUAGAACGAUGAACGCGAGCCCGGGCAAGGCGACGACGUUAGGCAGACCCAACACGAGGCAGUCCAACUCCAGAAGGCCGAGUCACGACUUCAGCAACAGCGGCGCAAAGUCGGCCAACGGCUCUCCGCAACAUAAAGUAUUACAAAAGACCUCAUCGGGUCACUCGUCGCACUCCAGUGGCAAGUCCGUGUCCAGCAGCAAGUUGACUUGCUCGCCGCUGAAAACGGCCACGCUGUCGACAAAGUCGUCGCCGCUCAAAGUCGUUCAGCAAGGUUCGCUGACUCCUCUGCAAGAAGCGCAAAACUCGAUAACCCUGCAGGUGUCCACGAAUUUAAGUCCGGUGAGCCCGUCGCAGGAGCAACGUGCGAUACAGAACAGCGUGACGCUGGCUUCUAACACGACCAGCACCACGACAAUUUCCGGCUCGCCCGGUACAAAGAUCUACGUUCAGCAAAACAAUUCGCCGAUGAGAUCCGUGAUUACUUUCGAGAACGGCACGGUGAAGACGAAAAUCGCGGAGAAGGAAGUAAUCGACUGCAAGGAGAAGCAGGAGAGGGAGAUGGGCGAGAAGACUUACAAGACCCGAGUGGACGACGAGAAGCUCUUCAAGUCCAAGUUGGACGAGGAGAAGCUGAACAAACCGAUCAAGGCUGAACGGCCGUCGUCGCUUUACACCCCGAAAGAGCCGAAAGCAGGUCUGUUGCUGUCCGAGUCCGACAAGGAGAAUAAGCCGAAGGUCGAAGAGGAAGUGCCUAACAAGCUGAAACUGACAAACCGUCUGAACAAUAGCCAGGCUCACCUAAUCGACGGCUCCACCAACAAUGUCGACAAGAACGCGCUGGUACACGAGCACUCGGCCGCCGCGCUGUCCACCACGAAGAACACCAACGACGCGAUGAAUAACUCCCGCAAACUCAGCCUAUCGCUGUCCAAGGACGCGUUGAGCUACCGCAAUCUACUGCAUCCCGGCUCGAAGAACAACAUCGCGUCGAAUCCGCCGUCGCCCACCAAGUCUUACGACGGCUUCGGCGGCUCCUUCAACGACGUCUACAUCGAGAAUCUGGAGACGGCGAAACAGCAGCGAGCACCGCAGGGCUCCGAGCCCAAUCUGGAAAAGACCGUGAGCCGAGCCGACCUGCACUCCUACCCGAGCCUCAGCGACAUGCAGGUGCAAUUCACCAGCUUGGCAGCGCAGAAGAUCCUCAAAGGCUGCCCGAUCAACAGCGUCGACACCUUGGUGGAGGUGAAUAUGGCGGCCGCCGACAAGCCGAACAACUGCGACGUCACGGUUCACACGGACUUUGGCCUCGUUUAAGUCGUAUCCUCGCAAAUGCAUUCCGUCGAUCGUGCACCAUCCGUCGGAGGCUCGCAAGGACCUCUCGCAACUUUUUCCCGCCCCCCGGGCAUAUUGCGUCCAUGGAAAACAAUGUGCCUCGAGGCGAACACUAUCGAGUAAACGUCGCUAAUGCCUUGCUUCUCAUACGUCAAGAUCGGGAAAUAGGGAGCUAUUUUUCUGUCUUCCUUUCUUUCCCCCCUCUCUCUCUCUCUCUCUCUCUCUCUCUUUCUCUCUCUUUCUUUCUCUCUUUCUCUCUUUCUCCCUUCAGUGGGAAAGGCCACGGCUUGCGUAAGAAUGCUAAACGGAACACGCAGUUAACAGUUACCAGUGACCUGUCGCCUAUGUACAUCUCUUCCCUGCGUCUUUAACGAGCGUACGUGUUCCUGAACAGUCGCUGUGCCGAUCCCGUUUGUGUCAUUGGGACGAAUACGUUCGAAUAAGGACGAUCACGUAUGUGAAAGACAGCAACCAUGCGGCCUAAGUUUAAACUUGCUUGCCUUACCGAAAUUGCCUUAUUGAAAUAUCUCUCUCUCUCUCUGUCCGGAAAAGGAGAAAAGAAAUGAGAAAAAGAUCCUAUCACGAGAUAUUUUGUAUAUUCCAAAUUCUCCACUCGACUCUCUGUAACGCAAUCAACUACUCGGCUAACCAACCAACUACUCGAAUAAUAUGGAAUAGACACACGAUCUCAUUCCGUUCAGACGAUCUAUGCUCCGAAGUGCACUGAAAUGAUCAGGGAAGUAAAAGUAUGUUUCAGUUAAUUGUGAAGGCAAGCGGUUGAUGCCGUCCUGCAUUUUGUGACUUGAAAAAUAAUCGUAAAGAUAAAUUCGUAAGAUCGCGCCCUGCCGGCAACCCCUUUGCGAUUUCGAGGUCCGCGAGGCGAUAUGAAGUUUGUCGUCGUUUGUCGGUUUGCAAAUUUUCUGUUCGGAACAUUUCACGCGAAUCCAAGGGUCGCGGUGUUCUCGUAGUUGCAAUGUCGACGGUUUUGCAUCGCUUUACCGAGCUAAAGCGAUUUGUCAAAA